CUUAGUUGGUGUGUAUGUGUGUGUUUGUGGGGGUGGGGUGGGCAGCUAGAGAAUGCGGCUCCCUUUCUCCCAGUGAAGGGGCUGCGGACAGCGCAUGUCCCCUUUUAUCUCUGAAGGCCAAUGAUCUCCAGUGGGCAUGAGGCUUCAAGCACAGGCCCCAGGUCUGUGGGCCUUGCCUGGCCCCCAGCCUCCCCUGAGAUUGGCUCCAGAACUUUGGCCAGGCUUACUAACAUCCCACUGCCUGGAGGCCAUCUUACAGGAAGUAAAGGGUGGAAGCCUCCCAACUGCUCUCUGGGUUAUCGAAAAAGUGGUGGCCAGCAAAGAACCAUAUGGUCUUAAGGACGACUGUCUAAGUGUUAGUUGGGGGGGGGGGGGGGUAGGGAUAUGGCCCUCCCAUCUCAGUAUUAAAAACAGCAUAUACUGCCUUUGCUGGGAGAAGAGGUUGGCCACCUGCCUGCCUUAAAGGCAGGCAGUAUGAACCUGGGUUGGUUGGUUGGUUGGUUUUCCUUUUCUGGUCACAAGGGCAAAACGUCCUGGGUGGCCCUCUUCUAAAAGGGAAGUUUCUUUUCAAUGUGUUUUUCUUGGGGGUGGGUGGGAUGGGUAGGUGGGGGGUGCCAUCGCCGUAGAGGAAUUGCUUGCUCAAGUGUGGUGCGCGAGUGCGCGCGCACGCACACACACACGUGUGUUUCUGCAUGCUAGUUGCUUCCUGUAGCUGCUUCCUGCUUCUCUGGGACUCACAUGCGCAAUGUCAUAUAUAUAAAUGUAUAAAUAUAUAUUUUUAAUUUUUUUUUUAAUUCCCUGGAGCUUCUGGUUCCCAUCAGUCCCUGCUGUGAAGUACAGAGGGAAGACUUGUCCAUUCCCUCACCCCACAUCUGUGUUUUGUUUUUUUGUUUUUGUUUUUUUUACAUCAAUAUGAAGAUAAAAGAAAAACUGUUUUUGCUUUAUUGCUGGGGAGGACUCCAGGAGAGAGGGCAAGGUCCAGAUUCUUGGGUCUGGUGGGAGAGGGAGGCUUGGACCAGGCCAAGACAACUUUGGCCUUUGGAUCUCCCAAAGCCAGGAGAACUAGUUAGGAUUGAAAUGAAUGAGAUUGGGCCCUCCUUGGAAUCCCAUGAGCAACUCCAGAAAUAGUGUCCCCAUCUGAAUGCAACACUUUUUCCCCCCAAAAUCAACUCCUCAGUUUCCGCAUCUCAGUAAUAGGCUCCCCAGCCUGCGAACCCAGGCUCUGGUUCUUCCCAUCCACUCUAUCUGUCGCUCACCAGACACUGUCUAGCCUUCCUCAACUGUCCCCUCUGCCAGCUCCUGACCCAGCUCAGGUAUCAUUUUGUCCUGAGCUAGUACCCCAGGCUCCUUGACUAGCCCACCUCCUGCCCACUCUGGCCCAGGGGGAUGCUUCUAACCUCUGACACUGCCCUCCCCUGCUCCAAUCCUGUAUGUGCCUACAGGUGAUACCAGAGCUCCUCUGGACCUUGAGGAUCUGGCCCUGCCUGCAUUCCCACCAGCUCCAUCUUACCCUCAGUUCUAAGCUCCCUGACACAACCGGUCCACAGAAGACCUCGAUAAAGAGCAAACGAAUUACUCUUACAAUGAAUCUCUGUUCUACAGAAGUCCCUGUUGCCUGAGGAGAAUCACAAAUACAUAAAGAUAAAUCCACACAAAUCCCAGGAUCAAGCAACCCAUCUGCAAUUACACCCGCAAGAUCAGUUGGCAAGCGCUAUGUCCAGGGAGGGUCCCCCGAAGAGAAGGAAGGGCUACCGGGAAUAGACGCACUCCUUUUCGAGGAGAGGCGUUCUUUUGAGCUCUGCAGCGUCCACCCCGGAAUUCUGACCCACACCAAAGCCUGCCUCCUGCAAGGGCGCCUAGCCCCGCCUCCCCACCCCAUGCUUGAACCCCUUCUGGAAGGGACCAGAGAGAACAGCUUUAGGACCCGGGGGUGAUGUGUUGGUGAUGGGAGAAAAGCAGCCAAGCGGGCAAGGUGGGAUCCUUAGAAAGGGGGCUCUGAGGCAGAAGGUGGUCCACGAAGUCAAGAGCCACAAGUUCACCGCCCGCUUCUUCAAGCAGCCAACCUUCUGCAGCCACUGCACCGACUUCAUCUGGGGGAUUGGAAAACAGGGCCUGCAAUGUCAAGUCUGCAGCUUUGUGGUUCAUCGACGAUGCCACGAAUUUGUGACCUUCGAGUGUCCAGGCGCUGGGAAGGGCCCCCAGACGGAUGACCCCCGAAACAAGCACAAGUUCCGUCUGCACAGCUACAGCAGCCCCACCUUCUGCGACCACUGCGGCUCCCUUCUCUACGGGCUGGUGCACCAGGGCAUGAAAUGUUCCUGCUGCGAGAUGAACGUGCACCGGCGCUGUGUGCGCAGCGUGCCCUCUCUGUGCGGGGUGGACCACACGGAGCGCCGUGGGCGGCUGCAGCUAGAGAUCCGAGCACCAACGGCAGAUGAGAUCCACGUCACAGUUGGCGAGGCCCGUAACCUCAUCCCAAUGGAUCCCAAUGGUCUGUCGGAUCCCUAUGUGAAGCUGAAGCUUAUCCCAGACCCUCGGAACUUGACUAAACAGAAGACCCGGACGGUGAAAGCCACACUAAACCCUGUGUGGAACGAGACCUUUGUGUUCAACCUGAAGCCAGGGGACGUGGAGCGCCGGCUCAGCGUGGAGGUGUGGGACUGGGACCGGACUUCCCGCAACGACUUCAUGGGUGCCAUGUCCUUCGGGGUCUCAGAGCUGCUCAAGGCCCCGGUGGACGGCUGGUACAAGUUACUGAACCAGGAGGAGGGCGAAUAUUACAAUGUGCCGGUGGCUGACGCUGACAACUGCAGCCUCCUCCAGAAGUUUGAGGCCUGUAACUACCCCCUGGAACUGUAUGAGCGCGUGCGGAUGGGUCCCUCUUCCUCUCCCAUCCCUUCCCCAUCCCCCAGUCCCACCGACUCCAAGCGCUGUUUCUUUGGGACAAGCCCCGGACGUCUCCACAUAUCCGACUUCAGCUUCCUCAUGGUUCUAGGAAAAGGCAGUUUUGGGAAGGUGAUGCUGGCUGAGCGUAGGGGCUCUGAUGAGCUCUAUGCCAUCAAGAUCCUGAAGAAAGACGUGAUUGUCCAGGACGACGACGUGGACUGCACCCUUGUGGAGAAGCGAGUGCUGGCCCUGGGAGGCCGAGGCCCGGGGGGGCGGCCCCACUUUCUCACCCAGCUGCACUCCACCUUCCAGACCCCGGAUCGCCUGUAUUUCGUGAUGGAGUAUGUCACCGGGGGCGACUUGAUGUACCACAUUCAGCAGCUGGGCAAGUUUAAGGAGCCCCAUGCCGCGUUCUACGCAGCGGAAAUCGCCAUCGGCCUCUUCUUCCUUCACAAUCAGGGCAUCAUCUACCGGGACCUGAAACUAGACAACGUCAUGCUGGAUGCCGAAGGACACAUCAAAAUCACUGACUUUGGCAUGUGUAAGGAGAACGUCUUCCCGGGGACCACAACUCGCACCUUCUGCGGGACCCCAGACUACAUAGCCCCUGAGAUCAUUGCCUACCAGCCCUAUGGGAAGUCUGUGGAUUGGUGGUCCUUUGGGGUUCUGCUGUAUGAGAUGCUGGCAGGACAGCCCCCUUUUGAUGGGGAGGAUGAGGAAGAGCUGUUUCAGGCCAUCAUGGAACAAACUGUCACUUACCCCAAGUCACUUUCCCGAGAAGCCGUGGCGAUCUGCAAGGGGUUCCUAACUAAGCACCCAGCGAAACGCCUGGGCUCAGGGCCGGACGGGGAGCCCGCCAUCCGUGCCCAUGGUUUUUUCCGCUGGAUGGACUGGGAGCGCCUGGAACGGCUGGAGAUCGCUCCUCCCUUCAGACCCCGUCCGUGUGGACGCAGCGGCGAGAACUUCGACAAAUUCUUCACGCGGGCGGCACCCGCACUGACCCCGCCGGACCGCCUAGUUUUGGCCAGCAUCGACCAGGCCGACUUCCAAGGCUUCACCUACGUGAACCCGGAUUUUGUGCACCCCGACGCCCGCAGCCCCGUCAGCCCACCGCCUGUGCCAGUCAUGUAAUAUCUCCUGCCGCCACUAGGUGUCCCCACCGCUCCCUCCCCAGGCCGGCCUUAGCCCCCUGUUCACCCCCUUCCCACUCUAGAUCUGCUCCCCAGCAUUCUCGCCUCUGCCCUGCAGGGGCCAGGCGCCCCUCCCCAGCGCUCCUGGCAUUCUAACCUCCGUACAGCCUCUAGAGCCGCACCGCGGUCUAGAUUCUGCUGUGCUGAGCCCUGGAUUCUCCCGCACCUAAGUGUUCGGGACUCUGCUCCACCAGGUUCCAGAAUGGCCACCACUCUCCCAGUUCCACGGGGUUCUAGACUCCAUUUCGGUAGAAUCUGUGCCUCUCGUUUUUCUUUUUCUUUCCUCUUCUUUUCCUUCUUCCUUUCUUUUUCUUUCUUAUUUAUUUAUUUUCCUUUCUGGGAAAUAGUCUCAAGGGGUGGGCUGUUCCUGACUUGGAUUCCAGAAUAACUCCCCACCUCCGAACUCCCUCAGCUCAUUCUGGAGUAAGUGGGAGGCUGUGCCCCCAUAUUCCAGUACUCCUCUUCUACACUCUAGGGAUUCCUGGGAUGUGUUAAGGAUUCUUACCCCAGCUGUUCUCAAUCAGCUUUUGUUCUAGACGCCCCCACCCUAAACCCAUCACUGCUCGCCUGCCAGGUGCAUGGCUCCAGUCCUGCUCGGAACCCCUCCUCCCUCCUGCUCUCCCUCCGCCCCACCCCGUGCCUGCCACUCUCUGGGACUCUCUCCUCCUCCCCGCGCCCACUCUUCUCUUUGGCUUUCCCACCCGGCCACAGCUGCCGGAGAAUAAAUUUGGGUUGCUGAU
Molecule: messenger RNA, 4816 nt
Organism: Mustela erminea (ermine)
Lineage: Eukaryota; Metazoa; Chordata; Mammalia; Carnivora; Mustelidae
Gene: PRKCG
Product: protein kinase C gamma
Exons: 19
Coding region: 1945-4017 (690 amino acids)
Biological process (GO): protein phosphorylation
Molecular function (GO): ATP binding; diacylglycerol-dependent serine/threonine kinase activity; zinc ion binding
Source: RefSeq, a predicted model, not a curated record